ACGAGUAUUUUAAUAUAGAUGAUAAAUCGAAGACAGAUAAUAAAGAAUUUAUAUAACUUACACAUUCGGUUAGCCUAAUUAAAUACGUUGGUGGUUAAAUUAGAAUAAGUUUGCAUGAGUCGAUAUAUGCAGUGAGUGAUAUCAAUACUUUACGUAUAAAUAGAAUAUAUAGCAAAAAAACAUAUGUGUGUAUAUAUAAUAAGGUUGUAUAUGGUUUGGUGGGAUUUGUCUAGAGUCUUUAGAAAAGAUAUCCAUGGCUGAGUCCGACAACGAGUCAGGAGGUCACACGGGGAACGCGAGCGGGAGCAACGAGUUGUCCGGUUGCAGGGAGCAAGACAGGUUCCUCCCAAUAGCAAACGUGAGCAGGAUCAUGAAGAAGGCGUUGCCGGCGAACGCGAAGAUAUCGAAGGAGGCGAAGGAGACGGUGCAGGAGUGCGUGUCGGAGUUCAUCAGCUUCAUAACAGGAGAGGCUUCCGAUAAGUGCCAGAAGGAGAAGAGGAAGACGAUCAACGGCGACGAUCUUCUCUGGGCCAUGACUACCCUGGGCUUCGAGGACUACGUGGAUCCUCUCAAGAUUUACCUGCACAAGUAUAGGGAGAUGGAGGGGGAGAAAACCGCUAUGAUGGGAAGGCCACAUGAGAGGGAUGAGGGUUAUGGCCAUGGCCAUGGUCAUGCAACUCCUAUGAUGACGAUGAUGAUGGGGCAUCAGCCCCAGCACCAGCACCAGCACCAGCACCAGGGACACGUGUAUGGAUCUGGAUCAGCAUCUUCUGCAAGAACUAGAUAGCAUGUGUCAUCUGUUUAAGCUUAAUUGAUUUUAUUAUGAGGAUGAUAUGAUAUAAGAUUUAUAUUCGUAUAUGUUUGGUUUUAGAAAUACACCAGCUCCAGCUUGUAAUUGCUUGAAACUUCCUUGUUGAGAGAAUAUAGACAUUAAUGUGGAUGGUGAUGUGGCAUAUGUGGCAUACACAGAAUUUUUGUAUUCUUCUUUCUUUCUAUGGAUUUUUGUGUAAGGGCAGGACUAUGGCUUUGUUUGCUGAUCGUAUAGCUAGUAUGGUGCUAUCUAGGUUCGGAUUUUUUUCUUUUUCAUGUAUAAUGAAAAAUUAACGGAGGAAAUUACUCUUACGUUACUUUGAAAUUAA
Glycine soja is the source of this 1139-nucleotide messenger RNA. Its product is annotated as nuclear transcription factor Y subunit B-3-like. The transcript has a single exon. Gene Ontology annotation, molecular function: DNA-binding transcription activator activity, RNA polymerase II-specific; protein heterodimerization activity; RNA polymerase II cis-regulatory region sequence-specific DNA binding. Bases 254 to 787 code for a protein of 177 amino acids. Gene Ontology annotation, biological process: regulation of transcription by RNA polymerase II. Gene Ontology annotation, cellular component: nucleus; CCAAT-binding factor complex. NCBI's taxonomy places the organism in Eukaryota, Viridiplantae, Streptophyta, Magnoliopsida, Fabales, Fabaceae. The record is from RefSeq and is a predicted model, not a curated record.